This is a messenger RNA of Marasmius oreades (fairy-ring Marasmius), 403 nucleotides long. RefSeq lists its product as uncharacterized. The transcript has 2 exons. Lineage: Eukaryota; Fungi; Basidiomycota; Agaricomycetes; Agaricales; Marasmiaceae. The record is from RefSeq and is a predicted model, not a curated record. Bases 70 to 306 code for a protein of 78 amino acids.
AUAACUUUCUCGGAGGCAGAGUUUUGGAAUGAAGCGAGAGAGAGGGGAGCGGAGCCAGAUGGUGUAUUUAUGGAGAACAUUACGGACCUUGUGGACGCGAAACUUGGAUUUGCUGGUUUUAUGGACCCAUCAGAGGCGCACGCGAUGUUCUUUGGGUCAGAUGAAGAAGCGACAAGUCUGCUCAAGUUUCAGAAUUCAGUCGAGAUUCGGUUUGAUAUAGAGUCAGCCCCAGGUUGUCUCAUGACCGGAAGCUCGAAACCCUUUUUGAAUUGGACGCCGGACACCGACAGAGAAAAGAGAGUGUGACUCGAGGAGCGGGAAAUGCUUCUGAAACUCGAGCGAUGAUGGCAAUGGAUUAUGGAUAUUGCAAUGUUGAAACCAGCAGAUAGAGCCGUGGUCCAGG